Erythranthe guttata (spotted monkey flower) is the source of this 958-nucleotide messenger RNA. RefSeq names its product vacuolar protein sorting-associated protein 29. Gene Ontology annotation, cellular component: retromer complex. The record is from RefSeq and is a predicted model, not a curated record. Gene Ontology annotation, biological process: retrograde transport, endosome to Golgi. NCBI's taxonomy places the organism in Eukaryota, Viridiplantae, Streptophyta, Magnoliopsida, Lamiales, Phrymaceae.
AGAAAUGGCUCGAAGCAGCCUGAGGGGACAAAUUCCCAAAACCCCUGAAUAAGUACUUUUAGAAUUGCAAUUUCAGCACGAUGAUCAAACGGGAAUCUCAGCGAAGAACCCUAAUUCUCAGAUCGCAAUAGAAAUUCCAUCACCACUGUACUCUCAACUCUCUCCUUCCGUCUCUUGAAUAAUCUUCGUCCUAUUGCAGAAAAAAAGUUCGAUUAUCGAAAAAGGAGGAAUGGUGCUAGUACUAGCAUUGGGUGAUUUACACAUACCGCACAGGGCGCCCGAUCUGCCAGCCAAAUUCAAGUCCAUGCUUGUUCCGGGAAAAAUCCAGCACGUCAUUUGCACCGGCAAUUUAUGUAUCAAAGAGGUUCACGACUAUUUGAAAACCCUUUGUCCAGAUUUGCACAUUACCCGAGGCGAAUAUGACGACGAUGCACGUUACCCAGAUACCAAAACCUUAACAAUUGGUCAGUUCAAGCUUGGCAUAUGCCAUGGUCAUCAGGUGAUUCCAUGGGGAGACCUUGACUCGCUGGCAAUGCUACAACGACAGCUGGACGUAGACAUUCUCGUGACAGGCCACUCACACCAGUUCACAGCGUACAAGCACGAGGCUGGGGUUGUGAUAAACCCAGGGUCAGCGACAGGUGCCUUUAGCAGCAUAACUUACGAUGUCAACCCGAGCUUUGUUCUAAUGGAUAUUGAUGGUCUUCGAGUUGUCGUCUAUGUUUACGAACUCAUUGAUGGAGAGGUGAAGGUCGAUAAAAUCGAUUUCAAGAAGACAACUAACUGAACUCACUGAUAGAGAAUGAUGCUUCUGUUACAUUUUUUUUUUCCUUUUUUUUUUUUCUUUUCUAAAUUUGUUUGUAAUUUUGGUUGUAGCUGUCCAGUUUAUGAGGUUGAAGUACUUUUGUAACUAAUAAAGUAUUCCAGAUUUUAUUUCAAUUUUAUUUUUUAGCGCAAA